Messenger RNA from Gongylonema pulchrum, 180 nucleotides. The record is from the annotation of a GenBank genome assembly. Lineage: Eukaryota; Metazoa; Nematoda; Chromadorea; Rhabditida; Gongylonematidae.
AAUGAAACAGUUGAUGUGAACGUUAAAUGGUACAAUCCGUAUCGAGGGAUGACAAUGCUCCAUUAUAAUCCAAUUGAUGGCCGAUUGUAUUUUUUCGAUUCAAAACGUCUACUGAGUGUUAAUGUGCGCAUGGAAGGACAAAGUGAUCAAUCGCUCUUUGAAUUUUCGGAUAUCGACUGA